This is a messenger RNA of Suillus fuscotomentosus, 485 nucleotides long. RefSeq lists its product as uncharacterized. Lineage: Eukaryota; Fungi; Basidiomycota; Agaricomycetes; Boletales; Suillaceae. The transcript is spliced from 4 exons. The record is from RefSeq and is a predicted model, not a curated record. The annotation marks the transcript as partial. Gene Ontology annotation, molecular function: ubiquitin-like modifier activating enzyme activity.
GUAUGACCCAGAACCGGUCAUCAUGCAGGAUCUCAGCUCACACUGAGCAUAGUACUUCCUUCGCAAAAAUGAUAUCGGAAAGCCACGCGCAGCAUUCACCCUCAGGCUACCGCUCAUUUAGCCGAACCGAAUGCUUAGCCGUUGUCUUACUAUGUGACGUCUCUUACGAGAAACAAGUUGAGAUCGACGACUGGACACAUCAGAAUGGUGUUCACUUUAUCUCAGCGGAGACUCGGACCCGUGGUCUUUUUGGGCACGUGAUGGCUACGACUCCCUUUUUGAUCAGCUCCGUCACAGUCUUCAAUGACUUUGGUCCAAAACUUCCUUGCGUGGAUCCUACAGGCGAGCAAGCUCUUACUGGAAUGAUUGUGUCAGUGCAAAAUAAAUGGCAGGACAAGGAAGGGCUGGUAACAUGCCUCGAUGAUGAAUCAAGACACGGUCUUGAAGAUGGCGUCACGUUCACUGAAGUGCAGGGAAUGACUUAA